This is a messenger RNA of Seminavis robusta, 3458 nucleotides long. The record is from the annotation of a GenBank genome assembly. NCBI's taxonomy places the organism in Eukaryota, Bacillariophyta, Bacillariophyceae, Naviculales, Naviculaceae.
GAAGUUACCGCUUCAGUAAGCCAGCAGUUUGCAGCCGCGCUCAAGCUUCACCUCAGACCACCAACAGAAACACCUCCACCCUCCAAACAGAGCUUUGUCCCAUCGGGAGCUCAUUUGGCUCCAAUAUUCGCACCAAAAUAGCUAGCCACUAUCUCGGUAGCCAGCUACUAGAACCACCAUGACAGAGUAUGCCGUUCCUGACCCUUUGACAAAGUUGCCACUUCGAAAGUUUGAGCAUUUUCGCGUGACGACCCAUGAUGCUCCCCCCGAACCGCUGUCUUCUAGCACUACAACUACUGUUGUAGCAUGUCGUGUGUGCGAAACCAAUCAUUCGAGAUAUACGUGUCCACGAUGUGGGAUACCCUAUUGUUCGGUGGCUUGUUAUCAGUCACAUAACAGCAAUAGCAACAACGAUGCGUCUUGUACAGAAGGCUUUUAUCAAGAAAGGGUCCAAUCGGUGCUACAGCUAGAACGAAAGGCCAAAGUGGAGGACACGCAUCGGAUGCUUCAUCGACACUACCACAACGAGAUGAGUGGUGUGGAAAAUAUUCUUCAAGAAGUAUCCAAUGAAGAAGAACUGGACACGGAACGAUUGAUGGAAGUCUUGGCGCUGCUGGAGCUUCAAGAAGAAUCUCAUACUGGCAGUGACCAACAGCGGGAAAUUCAACAACAAUUAGCUAAUCUGCUCGCCAAAUCUCCCAAUUUAAAGAGCGCCUUUGAAGCGUCCUUGGAACGAGGAGAAGUGCAACAGCUGGUCCUCCAACCCUGGGAUCCAUGGUGGAGACCCGUUCUGGCAUCCAAAGACGACGAUGAUCAAGAACAACAAACCACGUCAACAUCAGAAGGUCCCACCUUGGAUGAACGGUUACUAAAAGUCUCAUCUUUUGAAUCCUUACUGCCAGCUGCCAAAGGAGGUACCAAAAGACCACUGCCCAACUUGACAUUCAACCUACUGGAAGUUCUCUAUUGGAUCGCCCACACAUUGCGGCAGUAUCACGGAGUGACAAAUGCCACUGCCGAUCCAGAGACGGCUGUGGAAGCGGCCACGACCUUGCUACAAUCCUCCACGGUACUCUCCAAAGAUGCCAGGUAUUCGUGUCUGGAAGAAGUCAUGAUGAGUCUCACCCAGCAGACCAAGCAGCAGCAACAGACGCUGGCCGAGGAUGUCGAGUUGAUUGUGGGUCACAGGCGAAUGGUCGGCAGGGCAUUGUUGGAAGCAUUGGAUAUUUUCAAGGCUGCCAUUAUCGUGCUCAAACACAACAACAAAAAGCAUACAGGAACUUCGCCCGACGAUGCCGGUGCUGAAGAAUCCUUGCUGCUGCUGGACUUGAGACGCAAGCGCAAGAAAAUCGAAUUCUUCUUAUCCUGGUCACAGUAUGCUACUAGUAGUAUACACUCUGCCAACAACAACGACAACAGCAACAAUCAAUCCUUGUCCGUGAUUCUGCCAGAGCAAACUCCAGAAUUGAUUCGAGCUUGGAUUGAUCACUACGGCCAGCUAGCAGCAGAGUGCGAUAGCACAGACGAAGCCGAGAAGAAGGAUCCCUUUGUGGAAGAGUUUGUGUCUGCUGCAGCUACUGUUCCGUCCAGCAACCAUCAGGGACAUGGUAGGAUUCUGCACCAACCAAAGGGACAAGGGAAGAAAACCACCAAGAAAAUGAUUGAAGUAUUGGAUUAGCUAGCUAGCUACCUAGGGCGACAAAAUUCUCGGUCAAGAACAAUCCGAUGUACCGGUACUAUUUGCAACAUGGAAAGGGCAAAGUGGGAGCAGUGUGAAAAGAGACGCCUCUACUACUUGCUAGCUAGCUAGCUGCCUGCAGAAAGACUACUUUUCAUUAUUUCUUUAAUGUUGCCACGGCAAUGCAAAGACGCGAUGUCCGUGGUUGCCAUUCGCUUACGGGAAUGUGCCAAGCAGUGCCUUCCAUUCCCUCUCUGUUGAUUGCAUUGCCUUGAAUUUCGCAACUGAAAGAAUCAGCUGCAGCAAAAUUAAUCUUUCUGUCUUCCCAUUCAUCUUCGAUAAAAGGAGCAAUGGCAUAAGUGACAAUGUGUGAACUAAACCAUCGCCGGAACAGCUGUGGCUCCAACAUCUCCAAUUUAUGAUCACGCAUUUGAUCAUUGGAGAUGAGGAUUGGUCGAAUGCCAGGCAAUAUGCUGGAUUGGCUUGAAGUCUUCAUGCCAUUUUGAUUUGCUAUGCUUGCAAGCAUCCAAUAGUAAUCGUCAAAGUAAUGUGCGGGCACCACGUACAUUUUCUGUUCAUUGAUGAGUCUGGGGUGGAAGCAAGGAUGAGAUAGCCGCUCAUUGCGCCUGGAAUCAUGAAACCAUCCUUCUGCUGGACAUACCUAGUAAUCACAUCAAGGUCAGCAGGUUUCAGUUGCUGAUAAGCACCUUGAGCACGUCGGAAGCUUGAGUUGACAUACUUCCUUGGCAUUAUUACCAAUGGGUUCUCCCCGAGUCGUUCAAGCUCGGCAACCACCUUUUGUACUUGACUAUAUCGAACAGUCCCUUGGCCAAAGUAAGCAACAUUGGCGCCAUCUAUUGACAGGAGAGGGAGCAAAAAGCCAUGAGCCAAAGUCUGUGCAUCGUAUAGAAAGGAACAACCGGGCAUCAUAGAACUCACCUACAAAGGCAGUGAAAGGAUCUCCUUCUCUGUUUCUGUGUGCAGCAAGACGUUGAUGAAGGGAUGAAUGAGAAUCAAGAAAUACAGCAAGGCACCAGGUGCGAGGAUCUCCUGCCUCUUACUCUAACCAAUCCCCAAACUUAAUCAGCUCUUUCUUGGCAUCGUCGCCACUGCUCUUAUUCUUGCUGCUUUUCUUCCUACCAGCAGUGAACUCUACAUGCUGAGCUUCUGCCAUUUCAAAUAGGGCGUUCCGCAUAUGUUGUCGCUGGCUGUCACUGAGGGUGUUCAAGCGCAGUUUGGCACCUGUAGCGGGACAAACAGAUGAGAUUGGAUCAACAUUCACUCUUCCGACGCAAAAUUGCACCCCCUCGCUGGUCAGUUCCCAACCAUCCACGGCAUUCGCGGCAUACGGAAUCUCCCUUCGAUCAUUCAAAAAAUCUCCCAGUAGCUUGAACCCAGCUCUAAAGUGGUUGUACAUAUCCAAGGCUGUAGCAUCUGAAACUUCCAGGACAUCCUCCCCCAUACCAAGCAAAAUUUCAUCCAAAAGCUUUGGACCAGUGUCUGCUGACAAUCCAAGGUUUACUGCAUCAUCAAUGAUGGGUGAAUGCAGUCCAAAGACACGAUUCCUGGCAAGUGCUCCAAGGAUGAGUGAAUAGGUUUCUCCGUCCAUGUAAGCCCGAGGUGCAGCGCGAAUAAGUUGCCACAAGCGUAAUACGGAGGAUGUGUCCCCAACUUUACAGUAGUGUGUCAAUAGCGGCGUGAAUGUACGUAAUCGUUUGCAUUCCUGGCCAUCAUCCUGUCAAAGAUAAGAAACAAAUUGAUGUUAUCAGUAGUAGUUGCA